AAAUGCAUCGUUGGAAAUCCAAAUGGAGUGAGGCACAGGGAAGGGGUACUGGCAAUGCAUCGAUGACUUUCCCCUCCUUUGCGGCAGGCACCUCAUCACAAAAAGCUAAAGCCGGACCCGACAGCUGCAUUGCGUGUGGCACCGACAACAUGCCUCGAACGAAAUCGUUACUUCAGAUUGGUCAAUUAGCCGCAGAUGUGUGGAUAUGCUUAGAAAUUUAUUGCCAGCUACGAACAUGUCAAAGAUAUAAUAACGGAUUUUAUGCGGUCAUAAAGAGUAUACUUGCUGGAAAAACCUUGGUAUUAGGCCUAUGGAUAUCGUUCUCUGGUUCUUUAUAUGCGCUCGCUUAAACAACUAUCAGAAAACCAGACCUAACCCAACCCAAGUGAUUUACGUAUGCGAGGCGGGGUUUGGCGGUGGCAGGCGGCUGGCUGGGCAAGUGCCGAAAAACUCGUUUUGGAGUCCACUUCAAGAACUGGAGCAAGCUGCUCGAGUAUCCAUCCACUGUUAUAUUCCAGCAUCUCUAGCUCCAUCAGGUUUUUUGCUCUUUUUCUAUUUUUGAAUUGAGCACACAGCUGGCUCAAAACAAAAAAAAAAAAACAAAAAAAGAAGGAAAAUACUGUGGGCCAAAAAAAAAAAAAUAUAUAUCG
Molecule: messenger RNA, 650 nt
Organism: Drosophila santomea
Lineage: Eukaryota; Metazoa; Arthropoda; Insecta; Diptera; Drosophilidae
Exons: 2
Coding region: 3-350 (115 amino acids)
Source: RefSeq, a predicted model, not a curated record